AGGGGUGGAGUGGCAAGGAGGUCUCUCCUCCCCUAUGAUGGCAGCUGCCUCGUGUGGCCUGGAGGGAGGCAUCAGUCAGCCUAGCAGACCAGACCUCCUCCUUCCACCUUCCCGAGGAGGAGGAGGAUCCGGGCCCCAGCUCCGCCUCUCCGCAGAUCUCUCCGCCGCAUUCAUUCGCCUCUGUGCAGCCGGGAGCCUGGAGGAGCCUAGCCAGGGGGAGGGGAGGCUGCUUUGCUGGGCUCGGUGUUGCCGCUGGGUGAUCCAGCCUGCUCCCGGGCUGCGAGCGCGAGAGGAGCCCUCCCCUCCCUCCCUCCGAGCUCCCCGCGUUGCAGCAGCCAGAUCCCCCCACCACCGGCACUUCGGAUCAUCUCCGCUCCUCCGUUCUUCCCAUCCCCGGAUCCGGACACAUGGAACUGCUGUGCGUGGAGGGGGUGAUCCGGGCCAAGCGGGAUCCGCAGCUGCUAAGGGAUCGCCGGGUCCUACAGAACCUCCUGAGUCAGGAAGAGCGCUACAGCCCCCGGGUCUCCUAUUUCCAGUGCGUGCAGAAGGAGAUCCAGCCCUACAUGCGGAAGAUGUUGGCUUUUUGGAUGUUGGAGGUUUGUGAGGAACAGAAGUGCGAAGAAGAGGUUUUCCCCUUGGCCAUGAAUUAUGUGGAUCGUUACCUGUCCUGUGUCCCUACCCGCAAAAACCACUUGCAGCUUCUCGGGGCUGUGUGUAUGCUCCUGGCCUCCAAGCUGCGAGAAACCAUGCCUUUAACAGUGGAGAAACUCUGCAUUUACACAGACAAUUCCAUCACCCCACGUGAAGUUUUGGACUGGGAGUUUUUAGUCCUCGAGAAGCUAAAGUGGGACCUAGUGUCAGUGAUAGCCAAUGACUUCUUGGAUCAUAUUCUCCAACGGCUCUCACUUCCCCAGCAGAAGGUGGACUUGGUGAAGAAGCAUGCACAGACGUUCAUUGCAUUGUGUGCUACAGAUUACACAUUUGCUAUGUAUCCCCCAUCCAUGAUUGCUACUGGAAGCAUUGGAGCAGCAGUCCAUGGCCUCUCUACCUCAUCCGAUGAUUUUUCUGGCGAGGAGCUCACGGAACUGCUUGCUAGCAUUACUGGCACAGAGGUGGACUGCCUGAAAGCUUGUCAGGAGCAGAUUGAGGUUGCCUUAGCAGAGAACCUGAAACAGACCUCACAGACUCGGCAAGAGUACAGCCCCUCCAAGGAUGCCGCUUACCCUGACAGCCAGGAUGUCAGCCUGACCAGCACACCUACGGAUGUCACAGACAUCAACCUGUGACCAGCCCCUCCCUCUAAUCACCCAGCUCCCAGCAAGUAGAACUUAACGCAGGAAAAGAAGCCUCCCGGAACAUUCUGCCUGUGCAAUGUGAUCACUGAAGAAGAAGGGGAGUGGGAGAAAAUGACCCCAUGAGCAUAACCUUUGGGUCUUGGAGGAAUGGCGUGGGAGGGACUCCAAAAGGGAACAGGCCCCUUGCAGUUGGACUGUUUCUGCCUUGCUAGCCUGGUUUUUCAAAGGAUCGGGGGACCUUCCUGUGGUGUUUUGAGCCAUGCUUGCACUCGGGAAGGAUAGGUGAGCUUAGCGUCAGUUCAAAAGUUCUUCAGUUUGGGUUUGCUUUGUUGGAGGACGCGCUGCUGAUCACUGCUGUUUUGUCCCAAUCUUUGCUGCAUGCCUGUUGCAUGUGUGUCGAGAGAGAAAACGCACUUUUGUUAUAUAGACCGCCUUCACCUUAACAUGAGGAAGUUGAAACAUGGACCUGAGACGUCCUUGGCUGAAGCCGCUCUGCUCAUGCAGCCAUGUGUGGGCACCUGGGAGAGAGAGAGACCAGGCUAUAUUUAAAGUCCAGAACUGGAAUCUCUUUACCAGUCCCAAGGAAGUCUUAGCUCUCCUUUGAUUAUUAAUAGCAGCACAAUCCAUUAACCCUUCAGAGUCUUUUAGCCCGUUCAGGACAAAUCAGUGGGUUUUGGCUCGCUUUUUGUAGGUGCUUGUCAAGUGCUGCUUUCCAUAUGAAACAUUGGGGGUUGGGGAGAAUCCCCUCUUCACUAGAUACCCAAGGGGGGAAUUUCUACUUGCUGCACCAGUUGCCUUCUCUUACUCCUGUGAGACCAGAGUUACUUUUAUUUAUUGUAAGGAUCAAACCUUACAAAGCCACAGAGCACGAUCAGCUCAGUAGGGUAUGUUGUCCUGAUUCAUCCCUUUUGCCAUAUAACAGAGUGCCUUAAUGUCCUUCCUCGUCCUCCUUCAUGCCUCUGGGCUGCUUACUUUGAUAGUGUCAAGGUCAUUCCCAAUCAGAGUACACCCAACAAGUGCUGCUAUACUUGUAUGUACAAAUCCCUCCUGUCUUCACUGCCAAAAAAGAAAUACAAAAGGGCAGGAGAGCUACAUGCAAGGGGUGGGUGAUGGAGGAGAAGGAAGUCCAGCUAGACGGAAUAUAUUCUGAGCAAGUAAUAAGGGGGUUAAGAGUGAUCUCUUUCCCCUAAAGAGUUUACAAUAUAAUGAGCUGCAGACUGCACUGGACGAGAGAGUUGUAUUGUUCUUGUGUG
Zootoca vivipara (common lizard) is the source of this 2548-nucleotide messenger RNA. RefSeq names its product cyclin D3 (gene CCND3). NCBI's taxonomy places the organism in Eukaryota, Metazoa, Chordata, Lepidosauria, Squamata, Lacertidae. The record is from RefSeq and is a predicted model, not a curated record. Gene Ontology annotation, biological process: mitotic cell cycle phase transition. Gene Ontology annotation, molecular function: cyclin-dependent protein serine/threonine kinase regulator activity.